Bradysia coprophila is the source of this 4643-nucleotide messenger RNA. RefSeq names its product HIF-1 transcription factor component sima (gene sima). Gene Ontology annotation, molecular function: protein dimerization activity; DNA-binding transcription factor activity, RNA polymerase II-specific; RNA polymerase II transcription regulatory region sequence-specific DNA binding. Gene Ontology annotation, biological process: cellular response to hypoxia; regulation of transcription by RNA polymerase II. NCBI's taxonomy places the organism in Eukaryota, Metazoa, Arthropoda, Insecta, Diptera, Sciaridae. The record is from RefSeq and is a predicted model, not a curated record.
UUUACAAAAAUUCAACGGGUCGUGCAUAUAAAUGGUGGUCAAAUAAAAAAAAAAUUGAUUUUGUGGCAUAAAAAUUUCUCGGCACAAUUGUUAAUCGAACCAUCAUAACUGCAAAAUAUCAAAAAUGAACCACUCUUGGUGGGAGGCGGUCAAUUCAGAAUUUGUUUAUGAACAGGGGCAAAUACAAAGUAUGAAUUUAUUUCAACGAUGUUACAACGCCUCACAGCUUGAAGAUGUGCAGUGUAGUUCAGGGUUGGGUGAUUAUCAAUCGCCACAUUUCGUAAACGAAACACUACCGUUAGCUCCGCACUAUAGUUCUGUACAAUCGGAAUAUUCAUGUACUUUUCCCGAUAUACCGACGUAUGCUCCGUGCCAAGGACCACGGCCAUGGAAUUUUGCUUACUGUUACGGAUACUACGGGGAGCCGGCUUGUCCGUUAAUAAAUAUGGUCGACAUGGAAGAUUUCAUGAAUAAUGAAAAACGCAAAGAAAAAUCUCGCGAUGCAGCCAGGUGUCGUCGAUCACGUGAAACGGAAAUCUUUACAGAUCUAGCUAGUAUAUUGCCGCUACGUUCAGAGGAAGUGGAACAGCUUGAUAAGGCAUCGGUUAUGCGCCUAUCCAUUGCCUAUUUAAAGAUUCGUGAUAUGUUGGAUAUGUUUCCAGCAAAGCCAACUGGCAAAUUAACAUCAACCGAAAAAUCUAUCGAAAACAGUGACCAAUUUGAAAAUUUAGUGAUGCAAGCUGUAGAUGGAUUUUUACUGGUUCUGUCAGCCGAUGGCGACAUCAUUUUUGUUUCGGAAAAUGUGGCUGACAUACUCGGUGUCCAACAGAUCGAUGUGAUUGGACAACAAAUCUGGGAUUACAGUCACCAAUGUGACCAUGAUGAACUACGUGAUAUUUUAAAUGGCCGUCGUGAUUGUGCAAAAGAAAAUGAUGGUGCAGUAAAUUCGCACCAUACGAUGUUUUUGAGAUUGAAAUGCACGCUGACCAGUCGUGGUAGAAGUGUCAACAUCAAGAGUGCUUCGUAUAAAGUUAUUCAAUUGAUCGGACAUACAGCUGUUAAAAAUGAUAAACGUCAAUUGAUUGCGAUUGGUCGUCCUGUGCCGCAUCCAUCGAACAUUGAAAUUCCAUUGGGAAUAAAUACAUUUUUGACGAAACACUCGUUGGACAUGAAAUUUACUUAUGUUGAUGAAAAAAUGUCUUCAGUUCUCGGAUACGAUUCUGACGAUUUGAUAGGAAAAUCAUUGUUUGAAUUUCAGCAUGGUGAAGAUUCAGCAAGUUUGAUGAAAUCGUUUAAAAGUGUCUUAAGCAAAGGCCAGACCGAAACACUUCGAUACCGAUAUUUGGCAAAAUCCGGUGGAUAUUCUUGGAUCGUUACACAAGCAACCUUAGUCUAUGACAAGCAAAAACCACAGAGUGUUGUUUGUGUUAAUUAUGUUAUUAGUGGUAUCGAAAACGAAAAUGAUAUCUAUACAUGUGCUCAAUUGGAGGCGCGUCAAAAAUCUAAAAAACCAAUUGAACUGAAUACAGAAAUAAAUGAAAGUGACAAAGAAAUUAUCGAGAAAAAACUCGACAAACCGUCUGCAAUCAAUCGCAAUUGUACGCCAUCAACCGUCGUAAACAAUUUGAGAACGGUCAAAUUAUUGCCACCAUCGCCGCCAAUAAUCACGGAACAUAAACCGCGAUCAGUGACAGCAUCGGUAUUUUCAUCCGUUGCCGAUAUUGCGCCGUCAAAAUUGCCCAUACCAUCACGAGCACAGUCGGUGACUGCAUCUGUGUUUACGCCAUUGGCAACGCUAAACGCCCGAUCCCAAUCUAAUACGGCAAAAUUAUUCGCACCGCGUACAGAAGAUAUGAACAGGAGUCUUCUUAUGUUUCUGGACGAAGGAAAUGAUUCGACAGCUAACAUGCUCAAGGAAGAGCAAGACGACCUUGCCAACCUUGCACCAACAGCUGGCGACGAAUGUAUACCGCUCGAUGUAUCCACACCGCUAUUCGGUGAAAUGUUUGACGGAUUUAUAUUACCCGACGGUUAUGGGACACUUCUUCCCGACGAUAUCGGACAAUUUGACGCACAGAACAGUAAGGCGAAUGUGGAUCCAUUCAUGAACUACAGAGACGAUUCAAAUGACACAAUUGGUACACCAAAUGUUCUAUCACCGAGAGAUUCGUCAAAAAGUCCCAACAGCAGCAGUUUACCUUCCCUCUGCAGUCCCAACUCAUUGAGCCAUGAUGACGAAUUUGCAUUUAUGACCAUGAACUGUGAAGAUGACAUCGAUCUAACGAUGCGUGCUCCAUAUAUUCCGAUGAAUGAAAAUGACGAUUUGCCAUUGCUGACCGAAGAUUUGAUGUGGAGUGCAUUUUCCGACGAAUUGAGUUUACACAAAGACAUCCGCGAGGCGUUACAGAAUGAACAUUUUAAGGAUUCCAGUCUGGCGGCCGCAUUACUAUCGGCCAAUAACAAUUUAACGCAAAUGAAUCAGAACGGUGAACAAAUGGAUUUGAAGAAAAGUCGAACAACAGAUCCGAAUGCGACGAACGGCGGAAACGGUGGUAUGAUUACGUCGGAGGGGAUUAUGAAGCAAGUGUAUAACAAAAAUUCAAAUCAGGACCAAUGGUCAAUGAACGAUCUUAUACAGAUCAAUCCUCCGCCAAUCAUAAAAACAAUGUCGAACCACAGUCCGAUACAACAAACUAAUACCAAUCGUGUUCUAAAAUCUCCGCCUCGCACAUACAACAAACGUCCGUUGCAUCAAUCGUCACUGGAACUGAAUGGAACGAAACGCGUUAAGCCCACAUUCGAACAACAACAGCAACAGUCAGCGCCUCAGUUAUUACAACAAUUGAUAGCACCAACGACUCAGCAGCAGCAACGCGUUCGAUUGAAAGAGGACCGACCGAUCAAAAUGGAAUCGACAGCGAAAUGGACAUUGGAUAAAAAUUCACAAAUGCAAUUGAUUGAACAGCAACAACAACAGCAGCAGCAGCAGCAGCAGCAGCAACAACAACAUCAGCAGCAGCAGCAGCAGCAGCAGCAGCCGACGUCGAAUUCGGUGUUGAAAAAUUUACUUGAUGACGUAUCGAUGAAACCUCCAGACAUCCUGCUCCAAUGCAAUUCACCGAAAACUCUGGCAUCGACAAUGGCCGACAUCGACCAAGACAUCGAUCCAUUCCAAACGAUCACCGAUCCGGAACAGAAUCCAAUUGCAAUCCGAAAUUACGGCGACAAAUAUCGCGAUCCCAUUACCAACGGAAUGGUUUUCUCCAAUCACGACAAAUUACUGGCCAACGAUCCGGACAUGAAUCGGUACGACGACGCGGCCAAUCGAAAAUUGUUAUUGCGAAAUGUGUCCUAUUCCACGUUGGACGGUGAUCCGUUGCCCAUGACCAUACAGACAUUGCUGCAGGAUCUUGGCGAUGCGGCACUGGAAUCACCGACACGAAUGAUUUUCGAUGAGAAUAUUUUAAACGAUGACGAAAUAUCGCGGAAUUUAAGUGAUUGGGCAAUGACCUAAUUUUAAAUAUUUUUGUUUUUACAUUUUCAAAAAAAAAACAACUUUUUUCGUUCGUAGCAUUAGAUUUUUAGAUGGAUUUUUCAACUUUAAGCAGAAAGGAAGGUUUUUGUCAUUUUACUAAUUUUUUCUUUUUUUUUCUUUUUCAUAUUUCAACUUUUGAGCAUUUAAAUUUAAUGUUUUAACAUAUAAUGAGUUUACGAUACAUUUUAGUCUACUAACAACAACAAUUUUCAUGUUUUGUUUCACAUAUUUUACAAUAUUCAAGAAUAAAAAAAAAAACUACAAAAUAAACAGCAAAACAACUCCAACAACAACUUAGUGCUUGCUCAUUUCAUAUAACUCAUUUUAUACAACAACUUGUUAUGUGCUCCAUCACAUAUUCCAGCCUACAUCACAAUUCAUUAAAAUGCAAUAUUACGAUUGUUAUCGCAAAGUGCUAAUUUAUCAAAAGAAUGUAACGAGUCUCUUUCUUCAAACCGAGAGCUUUUGCUACAAAUAGCGGCGACCUGAAUGAGAAUAUCAAUCUUAGAAUUGUAAAUUAAAUUGCCGCCUGUCGUUAUAUUAUAUUACCAACACUGUAAAAUUUCUGUAUUGUGGAUUCAAUUGAUUUUAUUGAAUCAACGAAAAUGACCACUCUUUUCGUCAUUUAUUAUAUACGCGACAGAGACUCGAUGGAGGGUAUAUUCAUAAAAGACGGCCGUUUUCAAAAUGGUUUAACUUGAAAGUUUUGUUACUUCGAUUUAUCCAAAUUUGAGGAAAUAAAGCACAGAAAGACCAAAAUGAAGAGUCGACGCAUGAACUGCCAAUAUAAUAUCGCUGUAUGGGCAUUUUUUAUAAUUGGAGAAAAAGUGCGGACGUUUUUUAUGAAUAUCUCCCGAUUCCAAUAUUUCCUUGAGCUGAAAUUACAUUUAUUUUGUUAGAAUUUCGAAGAAACGGUGGCUAUACUAAGUGGAUGAUAACAUCAUUAUAAUAUGCCAUAAAAGCAGUUGUUAACUGUGGAUUUUGCAAUAAAAUAGAAAACAGCAAAAAAAAUCAAACAAAAAAAAUUAUUUUUUUCCAAUAAUGUUUUGUAAUAGUUUUUAAGUCACAACAACAAUAAAGGGUUUAUUUGAUGACAAUAUCAAUGGUA